Molecule: messenger RNA, 1104 nt
Organism: Strongylocentrotus purpuratus (purple sea urchin)
Lineage: Eukaryota; Metazoa; Echinodermata; Echinoidea; Camarodonta; Strongylocentrotidae
Product: acyl-coenzyme A synthetase ACSM3, mitochondrial-like
Exons: 6
Coding region: 113-733 (206 amino acids)
Biological process (GO): acyl-CoA metabolic process; fatty acid biosynthetic process
Cellular component (GO): mitochondrial matrix
Molecular function (GO): fatty acid ligase activity; fatty-acyl-CoA synthase activity
Source: RefSeq, a predicted model, not a curated record
UUUGUUUUCUUUUUGUUUAUCAUUUAACUAGAACCCCGAGGUGAAUCAAGCUUGGAAACAGGUCAGUGGUAAUUACAUCAGAGAAGGAUACGGCCAGACAGAAACGGUAAACAUGAUAGGCUCAUUCCGAUGCAACCAGGUCAAGCCGGGGUCCUGUGGCAUGGCAGCGCCUGGCCACGACAUGGCCAUCGUCGAUGAGGAUGGUAAUGAGCUUCCGAGAGGGAAGGAGGGCAUCAUCGGCGUCAAGGUGAAACCAGUCAGACCAUUGGGACUCUUCACCCAGUAUGUGGAUGAUCCAGAGAGGACGCAGUCUGUGUUUAGAGGCGAUUACUACCUGACGGGAGAUAAGGCCGUACAGGAUGAAGACGGUUACUUCUGGGUGAUAGGUCGUAAUGAUGAUGUCAUAACAUCAGCGGGAUAUCGCAUUGGUCCAUUUGAAGUAGAGAGUGCUUUGAUUGAGCACCCUGCAGUGGCUGAGGUAGCCGCAGUCAGUUCACCAGACCCCACAAGGGGAGAGAUUGUGAAGGCAUUUAUAGUCUUAGCCGAGGAAUGCAAGACCAGAGAUCAAUCUCAGCUGGUCACCGAGCUACAAGAACAUACCAAACGACUCACAGCGCCAUACAAAUACCCAAGGAAGAUUGAGUUUGUUGACUCACUCCCUAAGACGGGCAGCGGGAAGAUCCGUAGGGUAGAACUGAGACGGAAAGAAUGGAGCCAACAACCCAAGAAAUGACCCCUUGACCAUUGACGGGUAAGAUCGAUCAUUGACCGGCUAGGACUACAAAAACAUUUUACUAUUUUGAACAUUGCCACUGAAUCAAAAUGAUGAUAAUACUUAGUGCAGUUUGAACAAGGAAAAUUGGCAAUGAGAUGUCGCAUUCCUGGUACAAACGUGGGGGAAAUAUUCCAAUUGGAUAUAUUUUUAUAGACUAGGUCUUCAAUUUUAUGACAAUUUUUGCUGAUGAUUUCCAUGAGAAUAAUAUUAUGUGAUUGUAUACUGUAACCAGGUGCUAUUAAAGUUACUAUUUUUGUAUUUUUUAAAGUUUUGUUUAUGUGAUAUGAAUGAAUAUUGAAUUGAUAACAUUUUUUAGUGUCUUUGUAACA